This is a messenger RNA of Rubroshorea leprosula, 1060 nucleotides long. NCBI's taxonomy places the organism in Eukaryota, Viridiplantae, Streptophyta, Magnoliopsida, Malvales, Dipterocarpaceae. The record is from the annotation of a GenBank genome assembly.
AAAUAAUAGUACAAUAUUUUCAUUUCAAAUAAGGCUACUGUUUUUACAGAAGAAUUCAAGUAUCAGAUCUUACUUGACCUGGGUUAUGUUCUGAGGAACAUACAAGAAAUAAUAACAUUUAUGAGAAAUUACACACACAAUCAGAUAAUUUAUGCUGGGCUUUAACGCAAUAAUACAAAAGCUGGUGGCAAAGGUGAAUUACCUUCUUCAGUGGAUGAAUGCUCGUAAUUUAUUUAAGAUGCCCUUUGUGUAUGUCACCAGACUAAGCCCUUUUUUCUCCUAAACCUAUCAAAGCGGUCAGUGCUCAUGCGAGAUUUUUCAGGCUUAUUUUUUGCCUUCUUAGACUUCUCAAGUCGACUAUCUAAACUGUUUCUAGACAUUUCUGGAAGGUCAGACCCCAAUUGAAAACUAUCUGUAGUUUCCCUUUCAGAUGGUUUGCUCUGACUGUCUGAAUCUACUGUUGUCUUUUUAGAACCAUUUGCAGCUUCUUUUGACUUGCCAAGUGAUUGUACAAAUUUUUUCAAAUGUCUGAUGAAUUGUGGAUAAAGCUCGAGAUUGCAGUGUCCUCCUCCACUUACCCAUAAGGGUUCAUACUUGUGCUUGCAAAGUUCCCAAAGCUGCUUUCCAUGGGAACAAUCAACAACUUCAUCUUCUGUCCCCUGAAAAUGAAACCAAAUUGAUUUGGUUACCAAAAUUUACAUCUAAACAAUUUGAAAUAGCUUUGUCUCCCUUUGAUCUCACCUGAAAGCUUUGCCAUCCAAUUCCCAGGAUCUUGCAAACCCCAAUCAAGAGGUGUGGGGAUAAUGCAUAGAUUCUAUGGCUUAUUUCUAGUUCUGAUGUGAUUGUUAGAAAAUCACAGAGGACAAGUUAAAUCUAUUUCUCCUUAUUAAGGGAAAGAUUUGCUUUUCAAAAACCCAAACUAAUUUCUAGCAAAAUGAUUGAUUGAAGCUUUCUUUUGGAUUUCCUAGAGUAUGAUUGGCUAUCUAUCACUUUCAUGCAAUAAAUUCCAAUUAAUAAGCACAAGAAAGAACAAUUGUUGAAAUAAAGAUUGUUCACAGUC